UCGGAGCGCCUACAGCGGCAUCAGUUCAAGCGCACACUUCCAAAGAUUGAGAUUCAGAGGAUGCACUACUUCAUUUGGACAACAAUUGUGGCCCUGCUGGCCCUCGCAUCGGCGGCCAACGUUGCCCGUCUCCGGUCCGAAGAUGAUCAGACCAGAACGGAGCCCAGGGCCAACAGCCAACAGCGCCGCUACCAGCAGCAGGACACGGCACGCGCCUUCUACUCGUACGGCUACAGCGACGACACGGCCGCCCGGGCAGAGUACUCCUCCCGCGAUGGCUCCUCCAGGGGCUUCUACUCCUAUUUGGACGCCGAUGGCAAGCUCCAGACGGUCCGCUACGAGGCCAGUCGUGGCCAGGGCUUCAGGGCGGAGGGCAGCAACCUGCCACAGGCCCCGGUGGAUGAGGGAAAACCGCCCCUGCCCGUCGCCGACACGGUGGAGGUGCAGCAGGCGCGUUCCGCCCAUCUGAAUGCGUUGCGGGAGGCGCGAGAGGAGGCUUUGGCGGCCAGUCUGCGCGAGGAGUCCGAGAGGAGGCAGCAGGACAGCAGGACCAGGGCUUCAUUGGCAAAUGAAGCCGAGGAGCGGAGCCUCAGCAAUGAGGAUGCCGACAUUCUGGAGCGGGUGAGGGCACAGCUGACGGCCAUGCUGGCGGAUCGGCAGCGAUCCAACAAUCUGCCGAAGAUCAACGAGGAGCAGGAAGAACAGCUCCAAAGGCAGGAGCAACGGCAGGAGAAUCAGGACAAGCGACAGGACGAACAGCGGCCAGCAGAAGAGGAUCAAAGGCAGGGGGGCGAUCGAGAGACUGAUCGAGGGGAUCAGGCCCGCCUGCGCACGAUCUACUCCCUGGGUGAUCUCACCUCCAGUAGCUACCUGAAGCUGGGCGAUCCCCAGGAGCGCUUGAACGGCGGCGAUCUCCGGGUGCCGGUGGGCGCCUACUACACCCUCCUCUCGCCCAGCGCCAAGUACAGCGUGACCACGCCCACGGAGCUUCGAACCCUGCGUCCCGUGGCCCUCAGUCGCAGUUUGCUGGUGAGCAAACGGAACUGAUGGCAGGCUGAAUGAUCAAUGAUCAAGGAUGAGCUGCUGGCUCCUACGAAUAAAUGCAAGACAGAGCACCACUGUGCCGAA
Molecule: messenger RNA, 1128 nt
Organism: Drosophila obscura
Lineage: Eukaryota; Metazoa; Arthropoda; Insecta; Diptera; Drosophilidae
Gene: Cpr72Ec
Product: trichohyalin
Exons: 1
Coding region: 61-1047 (328 amino acids)
Cellular component (GO): chitin-based extracellular matrix
Molecular function (GO): structural constituent of chitin-based larval cuticle
Source: RefSeq, a predicted model, not a curated record